GUUCCAUUUUCCAAAAAGAUUUGGCCUUGAUCAUAGUAAUUUAAGGUCAAAUAAAGAACUUGUCUAUGGAUUUGACAUUGCCUCUGACUGCAAUCAUGGUCCACAAGACCCUGGACGGUGGACCUUCAUGUAUUUGGAAGCAAAUGCAAGCAGCAUCAAGGUUUCGGUUUCCAUUUUCAUAAGUCAUUGGAGUCCUAGAAAAUCAAGAACAGUUCCACAAUUUGUCAUGUCAUAAUGAAACGACUUUUGACAUUUAUUAAUGGGAAAGUGAGAUGGAUUCUUGCUUGUCUUUUCUGCGCCUACUUCUUACAGUGAGUCCUUGGGUCAACUUGUGUAGUAAGCCUGCUUGAAACUGUUUGCCUUGGAAGUCUACAAUUUUGACUUGAGACAAUAGAUCCCGGAGGGUGUCACUAGGAAAUUUCCACUGUUGAAAUCAUCCUCAAAGUCUCCUUACUUAACUUGAAAAAGAAAAAGAAAAGAAAAAGACAAGUAGAUAAUAUCUUAUUAGAGUUAUACUAUGAUUCUGUCAGUUAAUUAAAAUAGAGUAGGAAUGGGAUUAUCGAUUAACCUUAUAUAUAUCUUAUUUAUCGAUUCUCUGUUAACUUAUUCAGUUAAUUUCUCUUCUUAGAGCAAAUGUCGAAGCUAACUCCAAACAAAGCAAACGGUCUUGACAUGGAGAAUCAUUCAUGGGGCCAAAAUCUGCAAGAGGUGACUGUUAGCAUCCCAGUUUCUCAGGGAACCAGAUCAAGGGACGUUAUCUGCAAUAUAAAGAAGAAGUAUCUGAAGAUUGGGUUAAAGGGUCAGGCUCCGAUUCUUGACGGGGAGUUGUUCGGGACCGUGAAACCCGAUGAAUGUUACUGGAGCUUGGAGGACCAAAGCAUGAUCUCUGUGUUUCUGACCAAGUGUGAUAAGUCCAACUGGUGGAAAUCCUUGUUGAAGGGAGGUCCCGAGAUUGAUACUCAGAAGGCAGAACCUGAGCCGAGCAAGUUGUCUGAUUUGGACUUUGAAACGAGGUCAGCUGUCGAGAAGAUGAUGUUUGAUCAGAGACAGAAACAGUUGGGGCUUCCCACCAGCCAGGAGAUCGAGAACCAAGAGAUGCUCAAGAAAUUCAUGGCUCAGAAUCCGAAUUUCGACUUCUCCAAUGCAAAGAUGAUGUAAAGCCAAUAAGAUUAGCUUUAGGGUUAUUAUUAAUUAAUUAGAGUUAGACUAUUAAUAUAAAAUAAGAUUAAGAUUAAUUCUUUUUUUAUCUUUUAUUUAUUUAUUUACUUAAUAUAAACAGUUGUGCCGUUUA
This is a messenger RNA of Theobroma cacao (cacao), 1291 nucleotides long. Its product is annotated as protein BOBBER 1-like. Gene Ontology annotation, biological process: protein folding. The record is from RefSeq and is a predicted model, not a curated record. NCBI's taxonomy places the organism in Eukaryota, Viridiplantae, Streptophyta, Magnoliopsida, Malvales, Malvaceae. Gene Ontology annotation, cellular component: cytoplasm.